CCCACCAACCCCAAAAGCAACAGAGGCGAAAAUUUCAAAACUUCUAUUGAGAGCCUAAAGAGGCACAAACUUCAAAAUCAAAAGCUACGACACGGAUCCCAGUAGCAAUGAACGAGUUAUCUCCACCGUCCGCGGAAACAAAUCAACGCUACGAAACUCAUUUCACCACCAUUCUCCGGAUCCACCCCAAACCCCUUUCCCCUAUAAAGUAUGAACCCACACCCGUAUUCUCAGUAGUCAAUAUUGCCUCCAUUGCUUGAAGUUCAAAAUUCAUCUCCACCAACUGUUUGUGAAAGUUCCAUUUCGUGAAUUUACUAGGAUUUCCACUAGACAAUGUCUGGGCGAGGCAAAGGCGGAAAGGGGCUGGGCAAGGGAGGAGCCAAGAGGCACAGGAAGGUCCUCCGCGAUAACAUUCAGGGGAUCACCAAGCCCGCCAUCCGCCGUCUAGCUAGGAGAGGUGGCGUGAAGCGGAUUUCUGGGCUGAUCUAUGAGGAGACGCGCGGGGUUCUCAAGAUCUUCCUUGAGAACGUUAUACGUGAUGCUGUUACCUACACCGAGCAUGCCAGGAGGAAGACUGUAACUGCUAUGGAUGUAGUUUACGCUCUGAAGAGGCAGGGAAGGACUCUUUACGGGUUUGGUGGUUAGUUUGAGGUUUAUUGUUUUUGAAUUUUGUGUUUUGGUUGGGGAAACAGAAGUCUUGCUGUCAAGAAAAAACAAAUGAAAAAAAAGGGAUAAAGAUGGAUGGAUUUGUGUUUCUUGUUUUAGUGUAAUUACUGUUUUAUUUUUUAGUUCAAUUACCGGUUCAACUUUUUGAGUAGAAAACUUGUAGCUGAUGAUUUGAUGAUUUCUUAAAUGUUAUGAUUAGUCCUACCUAGCAAGAACGUUGCUCUUCUUAUCA
This is a messenger RNA of Sesamum indicum (sesame), 898 nucleotides long. Its product is annotated as histone H4. The record is from RefSeq and is a predicted model, not a curated record. Lineage: Eukaryota; Viridiplantae; Streptophyta; Magnoliopsida; Lamiales; Pedaliaceae. Gene Ontology annotation, cellular component: nucleosome. Gene Ontology annotation, molecular function: DNA binding; structural constituent of chromatin; protein heterodimerization activity.